AUGGUGUUGAUUAAACUAGAUAAUGAAACACUAGAAAGAAUUAACAAUUAUAAUACAUGCGAUAAAUUCACAAUUGCAGUUAACAAAGUAGAAAUUACCCUAAAUAAAUCUUUCGCAGUAGCCUCAUCAAAAAUGGUAUAUUCACAGUAUCUUUUAGAUAAAAGCAUUGAAAUGGUCGAUUCAAAUGCAGAUGUUAAAUCGGAAGAUACAUAUAAUGUAUUAAAAGAUAUUCUUCAAUACAGUAAAACAGAGAUCGAAUGUGAUAAAGUAGUAUUGAAAGAUCUUUUUCAUAUUGGACUCAAUCUCGAAAUGCGUAAAUUAUGUAAUCUUUACAAAAAAUACGUCAUUGAUGAAAUGGAACUUAACAAAAGUAACUGUAUUGAAUUACUUGAAUACUAUUUUGAUAUUUCAUCACAAACCGAUAUAUCAACAUGUAUUGAUUACAUUUCAUCACAUUUCUACGGGAUCAAUGAUGAUCAACUCAAAUCAAUUUCAACAAAACUUGGACUUGACAUUUUAAUUAGAAUAUUCAGUAAUAAAGAACUUGCGGUCAAAGAUGAAAAUUCUUUGGCAAGUUUUAUUAUUUCAUUAACUAAAGAAAACGAAAUAUUCCAUCCAUUGAUUGAAUUUAUUCACUUUGAGUUUUGUAGCAAACAAAUCAUUGACGAAAUACAAAAUUUAACUAAUACUGGUAAUUGCCUGAGCAUUGUCAAACCUCUCCAUGAUUCUUUGCUGAGAGCAAUAGCCCCAAAUACACUAAAUCCACGCUCCUUUGAUCCAGAAAAUCUAAGUUCAAUAAUUUCACAAUACAAAUUAUGUGAAAACUUCGAAAACAUUUACAAGUUCCUUGACAAAAUUUCCGAAAAUGGAAAUCAAGAUAUGAUGAUUCAAGCAUACAAAGCAGGAUUGACUAGUAAGACACAAAAUAAAUUUGCUCGAAAUGUCCUUCAUGUAGCAUCCAUGCGGGGAAAUCUCAGACUUGUUAAAUCACUCAUUGAAUGCGGUUGCGACAAAAACACGUUUGAUAAAUCUAAAUUUACUCCACUCAGUUUAGCAUCUGCUUAUGGGCACAUUGAAGUAGUUAAAUAUCUUUUUACUGUUGGGGCAGAUAAAGAAGGAAGUGAUGGUUUCGAUGACAAUAAAAACACCCCACUCAUUUGCGCAUCAACUUACAAUCAACUUGAAGUUGUUAAAUAUCUUAUUACAAUUGGUGCUAAUAAGAAAGCUAAGGAUGAAAAUGGGAAAACAUCACUUUUCAACGCUUUAAUUAAAGGUCAUACUGAUGUUGCCAAAUAUCUUAUUUCCAUUGGGGCAAAUAAAGAAGCAAAGAAUAACGAUGAUAUGACACCACUCAUGUAUGCAUCAUAUAAUGGAUAUCUUGACACAGUUAAAUAUCUUGCUACAUUUCAACCAGAUAUAGAAGCUAGAAAUUCACGCGGAUAUACGGCAUUCUUUUUGGCGAUUCAAAUGAGUCAUUUUGAUGUUGCUCAGUAUCUCAUUUCCAUUGGAGCUAAUAAAGAAGCUAAACUCUCUAAUGACGAAACUCCUCUUAUAUUUGCAUCAGAAAAUGGCAACAUUGAGGCGGUUAAAUAUCUUAUUUCCAUUGGGGCAAAUAAAGAAGCAAAAAAUUGUUAUGGCAAAACAGCACUCAUCAUUGCAGCAGAGAGUAGCCAGCUUGAAGUUGUCAAAUAUCUGAUCAGUAUUGGAGCUGAUAAAACAGCGAAAGGUGAAGUGAAAGCCUAUCUACAAACAAUCUAA
Messenger RNA from Trichomonas vaginalis G3, 1758 nucleotides. RefSeq names its product ankyrin repeat protein family. Bases 1 to 1758 code for a protein of 585 amino acids. NCBI's taxonomy places the organism in Eukaryota, Parabasalia, Trichomonadida, Trichomonadidae. Gene Ontology annotation, molecular function: protein binding. The record is from RefSeq and is a predicted model, not a curated record. The transcript has a single exon.